GUUUCUGGCCUUGAAAUGGGACUCACACAAAUGUGGUGUACUUUUCUUUUUUUAUCACGUUACCCCGAAACUGCAAAUCUAAUGUACAUGUUAAAGGUUUGCGUUUUAUUUGUAUAAUGCAUUCAUUUUUUCAAGCUGCGGCGCAAUAAUUAACAGCUAAAUGCCGCACAAAUGACGCUGCGCAUGAGCGGAAGUAGGCACAGGACAGAGAGGGAUAGCGGAAGAGGGAGUCUGGAAAUCACAAACAUGAACAAGCUGAAAUCCUCUCAGAAGGAUAAAGUUCGACAGUUUAUGAUCUUUACCCAGUCAAAUGAGAAAACAGCAUUGAAUUGUUUGUCGCAAAAUGAUUGGAAGCUAGAUGUUUCUACAGACAACUUUUUCCAAAAUCCUGACCUCUACAUUCAGAAUCUAAAGGGAACAUUAGAUCGGAAAAAAUUAGAACAGCUCUACAAUCGGUACAGAGACCCUCAAGAUGACAACAAGAUUGGUAUAGAUGGAAUACAACAGUUCUGUGAUGACUUGGGACUUGAUCCAGCCAGUGUUAGCGUUCUACUAAUCGCAUGGAAGUUCAGGGCUGCAACACAGUGCGAGUUUUCCAAACAAGAAUUCAUAGAGGGAAUGGCUGAGCAAGGGUGUGACAGCAUAGACAAACUCAAAGCACAACUACCCAGGAUGGAGCAGGAGUUAAAGGACCAAGGAAAAUUCAAAGAUUUCUACCAGUUCACAUUCAACUUUGCCAAGAAUCCAGGACAAAAGGGUUUAGACCUAGAAAUGGCAAUUGCAUACUGGAAUUUAAUAUUGGCUGGGCGUUUUAAAUUUCUAGAUCUAUGGAACAAGUUUUUAUUGGAGCACCAUAAGCGAUCCAUUCCCAAAGACACAUGGAACCUUUUGUUAGAUUUCAGCACGAUGAUCACAGACGAUAUGUCAAACUAUGAUGAGGAAGGAGCAUGGCCAGUUCUCAUUGAUGACUUUGUGGAGUUUGCAAGGCCGUACAUUGGCACCAAAAGUACAGCUGUAUAACUGCAAUUUCUCAGAGGGACAUCUGAUCCUCAGACAAAAACACACACAGCUUCUGCUGGGCACAGUGGACUGAAGUGGGAUUUGCAUUUGCCUUUUCUACAAGCCCUCAGGACUGAGACAUUUAUACAAACCAGAGACAUUGUAAAGGCAUCGUUUCUCUUCAGUCAUCUAAUGGUGGUUUGGGCUUAUUAUCUGUUUUGUUUUCGACAUCAUGCAGGAUCUGAUUCAAUCUCUGGGACAGCAGUAUUCUUAUCCAGAUGAAGCAGUUUGACAAGAGCAAGCUGUCACAGAUACUUUGACAUGUACAAUGACACGUUAAUCCUUGUCCAGAGCUCAGAUAGGAAAUGUCAAAAUUCAAAAUCCUAAUUUUAAUACUCCAUGUGCAUUCUUGCUUUGAAUGUUGUUUUUUCUGUUUGUUUUUUAUGGAAAUGUGAGUCAAAGAAUUUUGAUUGAACUCUUUUUUUUAUGAAACAGUUACUGGUGAGAACCAGUCAGAGUUUCUUUCCAUUUUGUUUUAUUGUGAUAAUGUAUGUUUUCUGUUGAUAUCCAGAGUUCACAUUGCUUGUUUUGAUCAAUACGGAUAGGUCAUAUUAACUGAGAAUAUUAUAUUUUACAAUCAUAGAAAUAAUAUUAAUUUGAACAUUU
Messenger RNA from Triplophysa dalaica, 1665 nucleotides. RefSeq names its product DCN1, defective in cullin neddylation 1, domain containing 1 (S. cerevisiae) (gene dcun1d1). The record is from RefSeq and is a predicted model, not a curated record. The transcript is spliced from 8 exons. Gene Ontology annotation, molecular function: ubiquitin conjugating enzyme binding; cullin family protein binding; ubiquitin-like protein binding. Lineage: Eukaryota; Metazoa; Chordata; Actinopteri; Cypriniformes; Nemacheilidae. Bases 172 to 1020 code for a protein of 282 amino acids. Gene Ontology annotation, cellular component: ubiquitin ligase complex. Gene Ontology annotation, biological process: positive regulation of ubiquitin-protein transferase activity; protein neddylation.